AUGUGGGUUCAAUUGGUUCGGCACCUUGCAGAGCGACAGACACCAGGCUUCCCCAAGAAUGGCUACGGUGCUUAUUACACCAGAGAGGCGCUGGCCGCCAAGGACGCCGCCACUGCAGUCCCUGAUCUCGGCCUCAUCGACUAUGUGCUGAAGGAGCUCGCGGAAUACCUAGGAAGGUCGCAGCCCUCCCACAAUGACUUCCAAGAGCUGCAGGAGGUGUUCUGCAAGACGAACCUGGAACUGCAGGGAAUCCACUCCGUUCGUUGGCUGAGCCGCGGCGAUGCCAUCGCGCGCUUGGUGCGUGUGCUCCCUGCCGUCAUCGUGCUCCUGUGGGAGUGGGAAGACGACUUCUACCACAUUGUGACUUCAGUGAAGUUCAAUGUGUAUCUUCACUACCUCGCCGACAUGCUAGAGCUCCUCAACAGCCUCAACCUUGAGUUUCAAAGGCGGGAGGUCGACAUGACUUCGGUGCAGUCGACCGUGCGCCGCACCCUGAUCACCAUCCGUACGCGCUACAUCGAGUGCAGCGGCGAUGACUUUGGUGGCGGCCCGCAGCUACAUCUCGGGGCCUUCCUAGCCAGGCUCAAAAAGUCCCCGAAAAUCACAGUGGCAGGUGUGGACAAGGAGGGGGAGAAGCGACAACAUAGCUUCGACCUGCACGAGGAGGCAUUGACGGGCUACAGCAAGACCCCGGAUGACUUGCAGUCAUGCCUCGACGUCUGCUGCCGCCACGCCAAUUCGACGCUCACCCACCUCCAGAAGAGGCUGGGGGAUCUCGACAGCCUGAACGGUGUCCGGCUUUUCAUGCCAGACACGUACCCUGAAGACAAGGAGGGACGCGCUGAGGAGUGCCGCGAGCACCUCGAGACUCUCGUCAACUUGUUCCAUGCCCGCGAGCGCGCAGACAUUCUCCCGGUUGUGGAUUUGUGGCGCAGCAGCAAGAAGAGGAGGCCUAUUAAGAGAAGGGAGCAGCAGAGGAAGGCGGGGAAGGGGAACGGCUUGGAGGACGGACAAGAAGCAGAUACUGAACAUGGCAGCGGCAGCAGCAGCGACAGUGGGUUUAGUAGCAGCAGCGAAGAUGAUGAUGAGGAGGAGGAGGGCUAA
Closterium sp. Naga37s-1 is the source of this 1104-nucleotide messenger RNA. Lineage: Eukaryota; Viridiplantae; Streptophyta; Zygnematophyceae; Desmidiales; Closteriaceae. The record is from the annotation of a GenBank genome assembly.